Molecule: messenger RNA, 6674 nt
Organism: Chilo suppressalis (striped riceborer)
Lineage: Eukaryota; Metazoa; Arthropoda; Insecta; Lepidoptera; Crambidae
Source: the annotation of a GenBank genome assembly
CUUAGUUCUGUCAGUUGACAAUCGGGUCGAGUCUACUUUGCAUUCAACAAUCCUCCUGCAGUGGAUAAUUUUUUAUUCGACUUACAUUGUUUUGUUUAAUUGAGUUUUCAGGAUAGAUAAAAGUGAAUCUCAUAAACGUGGUCGUCGGCACUAGUGCUCAAGCUAAUAGUGUGGUGAUAAUGCGACAUUACUUUGAUUUGUAAGGCAGAAUGGAUCAAGCCAAUUAUCCACGCCGUGCCAGAGGUUCACGAUUUAAUCGGCCCCGUGAUCAAGCGUCGAGUAGUGGUAUAUCGCAAAAUGCAUCAAGAAACAAAGAACACAACGUCCAAAAUAAUUUAAAUGUUGGUUCGGGUCCAUCGGGUCAAUGAAAUCGUCGACAAGCAAAUCAAAAUAGCAGGGGUAACAGAAUAAGAAAGAUGGGAUUCAAAGCAUUGGAGGAGAUAUCUUUCACUGAUGCUAAAGAUAUACUUGCCAAGAUCAAUAUAAAUAGGGAAGCUUUCCUGGAUUUACUUAGUUCAAAUAUUGAAAGUAAUAAAGAUAUGUACACAUUAAUAGUAAAAACGAUGUCUAAAGUAUGCCAAUCAUCUUUUGACGAACUGAAACUAAGGCUGCUUUUAGAAAUAAUAAAUUCACAAUUCAUAGUCAAUCUAAGGAACUAUAUAAUGGAUUUACCUUUUACUGAACAAAAAGAUAAAAUAAAAAAUAAGUAUUACUGGACUAACCCUAAUCAAUUUUGGGAACAUCUAAUAGUCUUAUUUGAGUGUAUUUUCAACAUGGUCCCAUCUUUGGCAUUGCAAAAAUGUCGAUCUUUGAUAGAAGCUACGUCUAGACUGUGCCUAGAAGAACUUCAAACUAGACAUGAAUAUAAAUUAUCUGAAGAGAUCAAAGCAAAAUUCAUAGAAUUACGAAGUAGAAUAACUGAAUUUGAAAUUAAGGAGAAGGAAGACAAAAGCAAACCCAAAACCAACACGAAUAAAGAUGCAGAGGAAAACGAGCCGCCUGAAGACUUUCGGGAAUUGGGUGUGCUGCCCACCCAUCACGAUCUGCUUAAUUAUAAACCAUAUGUGCGCAAAAACAUUGUGAGCGGCGGUUAUCGAGACGCGGAGCAUUACCUAGAUGUCCAAUUCAGAUUACUACGGGAGGACUGUUUUGGACCCCUGCGCGACGGUAUAAGGCAAUAUAUAGAAGACAGAAACCGAAAGAAAUAUGAUAAUAUACGUAUUUACCAAAACGUUCGCUUUGAUGGACCUUACGUAAACAAAAAUAUAGUCGGAGUUAUCUUACAAUUGGACGACAAAAAUGUAAAAAGACUUAAAAAUAUUAACUGGACAUACAGCAAACGCUUUAUCUAUGGGUCUCUUUUACUAUUUACAAAAGAUUACUGCCACAGUUUCAUAAUAGCGACGAUCAUAGAUCGUGACGUAAAACUUCUAGCAGCAGGACGGAUACCAAUAAAUAUUAUAGAGCAGGCUGAUGUGCCCUCUAUUGCAAAUAUUCAGAAUGAAACCUAUCUUAUGAUUGAAAGUGAAGUCUACUUUGAACCGUAUCAACAUGUCCUUAAAGCUCUGCAAGACCGGAGUUUCUCGCGCAACUUGGCAAUGAGUAAAUACAUCGUAAAUGUAGAGCCUGAAGCACGACCACCCAAAUAUGUAACUGACUCAACAGAAUAUACAGUAGAGACAAACGGCUUGAGAAAACGCUUUAACGUACUUCAAACUUUAACAUGGCCAUCUCACGAAGACUUAAAUUUUAAUCAAAGCCAAUAUGAAGCUUAUAAAUUAGCACUCACUCACGAGUUUGCAGUAAUCCAAGGUCCUCCAGGUACAGGCAAAACAUAUAUUGGAGUGAAAGUAGCUGAAACUCUGCUAAAAAAUUUUUCGACAUACGGUAACAGUGAUUGUUUAAUGCUAGUUAUUUGUUAUACAAAUCAUGCUCUGGAUCAAUUCCUGGAGCAUAUUUUAAAAAUUACGAGCUCUGUUGUACGUAUUGGUGGCCAAUCAAGAAAUCCAGCCAUGGAAGCCGUUUCCUUAAAUUCAUUAAGACGAUCGAAAGGCAUUAAAAGCAAUCAUGCCGCGAAUAAUUUGUACUUUACCGAAAGGCAAAACUUAAGAUUGAUAACGGCUGAGCUACGAUCAGCUCAAAAUAACAUAGAUAAGUUGCGUGAUGGUAUCUUGUCAUACGAAUGUUUAGCAAAAUAUGUUCCUGAAGUCAAUAUCUUGCAGCAGUUUUAUGGAGCCAAUGGCGAUAUUAUAUUAAAAUGGUUAUUUGAACACAUGCCAAUCACAUUAGUAGAUCGUAUUGAAUUGGAACAGAAUGAAACUCAUGAGCAAGAAUUUUCAUUGGAUUGGAUGUUUGAAGAAGAUGACACAAGGAACACUGUUACCCACAAUGAUUUUUGGGAUACCGAAGAAAUAAACAUAUAUGGCAUAGAAUUAGAAACUACAUUGCUUCUAGAAGAUAUAGAACGAAAAUUAAGCCGCUUAAAAUCGAUCUAUAAGAGAAGUAAAUACAGACUUGAGAAGCAAGAUUUGUAUAAUCAAAUAUGUGAGUUGUACUCCCGCGUAUUAUUUUUCAAGGAAAUGCGAGACUCCUUCUCGGCACAUGGUGUACCUCGAGAAAUCAGACCGGGAGAAAAUAUGUCGCGAAUGCCGAAUGCUGAUAGAUGGCGAUUGUACUUUACGUGGGUAAACGAUAUAAUCCGUAUGUUCACGGAAAUGAUUAAACCUUUACAAAAAGAGCUGAAUUCCUCAUUGACUGCGUAUGAAGAAGCAAGAAUGAACCUGGACCUCAAUUUGAUAAAAGGUACAAAAGUGAUCGGAAUGACUACCAGUGGAGCUGCCAGGCUACGAAAACUGUUACAAACACUUGCGCCGCCGAUAGUUAUUGUGGAAGAAGCGGCAGAAAUUUUAGAACAACAUAUCGUCACGUCUCUAUCUUCGAGUUGCGAGCACCUAAUUCUUAUAGGUGACCACCAGCAACUACGGCCGUCGGCAGCAUACAUGCGUCUGGCACGUCAUUACAACAUUGAGGUGUCACUCUUUGAACGCAUGGUGUUGAAUGGUAUGCACAGUCGCAGGCUAGACGUUCAACAUCGCAUGCGACCUGAAAUAGCCGCGCUUAUAUCGCCGCACAUAUACCCUGACCUCGCCAACCACCCUUCGGUAGAAGCGUUUCCUCAUGUCCGCGGGAUUACGGCAGACCUGUUCUUUUACACGCACAACUUUAAGGAAGAGGCGGUAGAAGAUAGUGCCAGUCGUACAAAUCACAAAGAAGCAGACAUGACGCUUGGCCUGGCAAAUUAUCUAAUGCAGCAAGACUAUAAGCCUGAGGACAUCACUAUAUUGGCCGCUUACAGCGGACAAAUGUUUUACAUGAAAAAGCAACGCCCGAAUUAUGCUUUCCUUAGUAAAGUUAAAAUUACGGUAGUUGAUAACUACCAAGGUGAAGAGUCCAAAAUUAUUCUAUUAUCUUUGGUUCGUAACAACGAUCAAAAUAAAAUUGGUUUCCUUGAUAAAGAAAACAGAAUUUGCGUCGCCUUGUCACGAGCAAGGGAAGGCUUUUAUAUAUUUGGCAAUAUUAAAAUCUUGAAGGAUAACUCAACAUUGUGGACUAAGAUAUGUAAAACUUUGGAAGAUAUGGGUUCCAUUGGUACCAAUCUUGUACUACAAUGUGAAAAUCACCCAGAUCAAUUAUCGAUGAUAAAUACACAUGAAGACUUUCAAAAGGUUCCAGAAGGAGGUUGUCUUUUGAAAUGUAACUACAACCUGCCUGCUUGCGGCCAUCGUUGCCCUCGAAUAUGCCAUGGAUACGACAAGGGGCACUCUGAAGAAAAGUGUCAAUUAAAAUGUGAAAGGGUGAUCUGCGAACUCGGACACGCAUGCCCAUUGAAAUGUGCUCAGAAAUGCAAACCAUGCAUAUAUCUCGUGGCGAAGACCUUACCAUGUGGGCACACUAAGCAGGUGUAUUGUAAUCAAGAACCUAACGAUCCCACGAUAAAGUGCAACACUCCAGUUGCUGUCACCCUGCGCUACUGUGGACAUGAGACGAAAAAGCCGUGUCAUCAGAAUAUAGAGACAGUCAUUUGCAUGGUGCCCUGUGUUUUCCGCGUGGAGGGUUGCGGCCACCAAUGCCGGCGUCGAUGUCAUGUCAACGACGAUCCCGACCAUGAGAAGUAUUUAUGUCUAAAACCAUGCGCUAAAGCAAAGAAUGGCUGCACAGCCAACCUGAGCAGCGAGCGCGGAGAUCACCAGUGCUCUAGGAAAUGCCACGAGACCUGUGAUGACUGCAACGUCGAAGUAAUGAAAAAGAGAUCAAACUGCAAGCAUUCAGAACGAAUUGAAUGUUGCAAAGACGUCAACGAAAAGCCCUGCCGCAAAAACUGUGCCAGGACAUUGCCUGGAUGCAAUCACUUCUGCAAGAAAAAGUGCUACGAACCCUGUGGCGAUUGCAACCAAAAGGUCAAAACAAUAAUACCAGAUUGUAAUCACACAAUAGAAGUAUUAUGUAAAAUAGAACCAAAGCGUGAAAUGUGCAAGGCGCAAUGCGAGCGAAUGAUGGCCUGUGGUCACAAAUGUCGCAAUAUUUGCGGUUUACAGUGCGACGAAAAGACCUGCAUGGAAAUAGUGAACAGGCAGUUUGAUUCACCGUGCGGCCACAAAGUCAAGCUGCCUUGCAAAGUAUUUUCACAGUUAAUGCAAGGUUCCAUAGAUCAGGAGGCCUUUAUGAAUUAUUGCAAUGAGCCGUGUAACAUGACUCUGAAAUGCAACCAUUUUUGUCGUGGCACGUGUUCGUUGUGCCUACAGGGCCGGCUGCAUGCGCCUUGCACACAGCCUUGUCACGUCACAAUGAUUUGUGGACAUCAAUGCGAAGAACCUUGUAAUCAGUUGUGUCCACCGUGCAAAAAGCCCUGCGAAGUGAAAUGUGCUCAUUCACGUUGCAAUAAAAUUUGCGGUGCACCGUGCGUGCCCUGUCAGGAGGAUUGCAACCAGUCGUGCGCGCACGGCGCGUGCUCGAGGCGGUGCGGGGAGCCGUGCUCGGUGGCAGCGUGCGACGCGGCGUGCGCGCGCCCGCUGCCCUGCGGCCACCCCUGUCGCGGGCUGUGCGGCGAGCCCUGCCCCGACAUCUGCCACCAGUGCCGUCCCGACACCUUCCCCAAAGACUUCCUCGGGUACGACUUCGACGACGAUGCCAAAUUUAUCCAGCUCCAAGACUGCUCGCAUAUUAUGGAAGUUGAAGAUGCUGACAACUUAAUGAAAAGUGAUAAAGAAACGGUCGCAAUCCGUUCUUGUCCUUUCUGCCGUAAACCAAUUAUUAAUACUUACCGUUAUAAAGAUUUGAUAAACGAAAUGUACAAAAUGGAGAUUAACCCAAUAAAGGAACGAGUGUAUGGAACCAAAGCGCAAGUGAUUGAGAAAAGUAAUAAGCUGAAAGAGGCUCUUACUGACUUUCUGGAGACUCAUAAAAUAACAUUAGAAGGUAAUUCACAUUUACGUAAAGUUUAUGAAAAAAUACUCCAUACAUUUACUAAAGAAAAAAAGCCCUCCGUUUUGCAAAUAGACAUAUAUUUUAUUAACAUAGAUAUAUUAGACAUGAUUGUAAAUUAUUACAAGAAGUUUGAAGUUGCAAAAUUAAUCGAAUUAAAGGAGGAUUUUCUAAAGCAAAUAAAGAUGCUAUGUAUUUUUCUAAAAAACUGCACACAGAAAGUAAGUCAACAGCAACAAGAAGACAUAGGUCGUGAAUUAAAUCGGAUGAACUCUAUGAUUCAACUGUCUAAAAUUAUAAGCCAUCCAACUUACAAAGCUGCAAAAUCUGAGCUGAAAAUAACGAAAGCUUUUGUAGAAGCGAAAUCGAGUGUUAUUUCUUUGGCAAUAUACCAAGAAGAUAUGGCAAUAUUAGCUCUAAAUCAAUUACAGGAGGCGGUGAAAUUAAGUGGUAUAAUUUCCAAAGCUGAACGUGACUUGGUAGUUCAAGCGAUUGGGCUUAAACAAGGACACUGGUUUAAAUGUCCGAAUGGGCAUUUCUACUGCAUUGGCGAAUGUGGCGGAGCAAUGCAAGAGAGUAAAUGUAUUGAAUGUGAAGCAGCCAUAGGGGGGCAAAAUCACAGACUUUUGUCCAGUAAUACCCUUGCUAAAGAAAUUGACGGUGCACGAUUUGCUGCAUGGUCGGAAGAAAACAACAACAUGGCCAAUUACGACUUAAAUUUUUAAGUGUUUUUUUUUCGAGUGAAACUAUUAAGAUUUUAUGACUAAGUGUUCAUUCACUUUAUUUUGGUGUUUAUUCUUCUACUGGCGAUUUUGCAUUAAAUCUCUGUUACUUCUAAGUUAUGUUCAUCAAUGGCAUUUAGCUCAUGUUACAUUAAAUUCAAUAUAUUUUUAAUCUAAGAGUAGCAUUUAUAUGGCCCAGCGACUGUGAAGGAGGUACUUAUAAUUUCUAAAGUUCCAAUAGGUUUCAUUCAUUGGUAUCCUUCUUACCCCAUUUCUAAAUGUCUUUCUCAUUUUAUUAUUAAAGUAUAGAACGAUGGUAAUACAGUGUGGCCUUAUAAUCUAAGAGUGUGGCCGUAAAAAUAUUUGAAUUAUUUAAUUACUAGUAUGUAAGAAUUUAUAUCAUUGAUUUUGAGUCCAUUAAAGUUGCAUUUUUAUUAUAAUAUGGUUUUAUUAUUUUACUGUGAUGUUGCG